Molecule: messenger RNA, 1149 nt
Organism: Physella acuta
Lineage: Eukaryota; Metazoa; Mollusca; Gastropoda; Physidae
Product: heparan-sulfate 6-O-sulfotransferase 3-B
Cellular component (GO): membrane
Molecular function (GO): heparan sulfate 6-sulfotransferase activity
Source: RefSeq, a predicted model, not a curated record
AUGCUUAGCAAGCUUAGAGUUGCAUCUUUUGUGCUUUUGGUAACAGUUUGUGGUGUCUUCUUAGUUAUUACAGACUGGAGUAACUCUUUAAUUUCUAAUCAUAAAAGUUUAGUUUCGUUCAUAAGGAACAAUAUCAUCACAACACAGUAUAAAAACAGAAUAUUUACAAGUACGAACGAAAACAAUGUUACAUUUUUCUUCAAAACUAAAGAUUUGGUACGGGAUUAUAAAGUCGAUCUAAACGAUGAGGACGUGUUUGUGUUCCUGCAUAUUCAAAAAACAGGAGGCACUCACUUCAAGCGUCAGCUGAUGAGCUCAUUGUCCAGUGUUCCUCCCUGUAGGUGUCAGAGCGGUGCCUUGUGUGAGUGCUGGGCAGAGGGCAACAGGACCUGGUUCUUUGGCUGGUUCACGCGCGGACAGAAGUGUGGUCUACACGCCGACUGGACGGAGCUGACCGCCUGCGUUGACCCGUGGUUUGUGGAGCAUGAGCCGAACAGAACUCAAAGAAACUACCACUACCUGACAUUCUUAAGAAAUCCCGUUUCAAGAUUUCUCAGCGAAUGGCUGCACGUCAGAAGGGGAGCCUACUGGCCCAAGAGAUACAAGUGUAACCAACGGUACGCGACUAGAGAGGAGCUUCACCUGUGUGCUGAUGGUGGCCCAUGGCGGAAUGUUUCCUUUGAUGACUUCAUUAGUUGCAAGUACAAUUUAGGAUUUAACAGAAUGACCCGAAUGUUGGCCAACCUAUCACUCGUCAACUGUUACAACAGAACCGGACUCAGUGACCGUUACAUCCGUGAGACUCUACUAAAAAGUGCCAAAGAAAAUCUUCUAGCCAUGGAUUACUUCGGCCUCACAGAACAACAGGAGGCAUCUCAGUUUUUGUUUGAAACAACGUUUAGCCUGUCGAUAGACAGGAAGCUGCGGAGUUCGCCCGUCACACGUGCGACAAAUGUGACCGUGACACCGGAAAUGCGAGAUACGGUAGUUGCGAAGAAUCUUUUAGAUGUGGAGCUGUAUUCAUUCGCUGCGGAGCUUUUUAGGCAGAGGGUCAGACUUAAAGAGAAGGAAUUAGGGGUGACAACUCAGCAGUAUUUUAAAAAGAUGGUUAACCGGCUAACUGUGUUACCCAGGUUUAAGACCCUGUAA